GACGGCAUCCCAGUUGAUAUUUUUGUUGUAAAAGUUCAAUUUGUUAAACGCCUCUCUUGGUUUUGUGAGGUUUAUCAUCGUACUUAUGUUUGUGUUUCCAUUUUACAGUCAAUAGUGAUUUAAUUUUUAUUCUUAGAGUGACAUUUCACAUGCUGCUUACAAUAAGAAUAUGUACAUAAAAAAGAAUUGAUCUAAAAUAUAUUGUUAUGGAUAAUAUUGUUAACAUAUGUUGGAGAGUUUGCCAAAUUUAUGUUGUUGCUGUUUUUGUAUCACAUUUGAUUUGUCCAGUUGGUGCAGUCAGUAACAAAACGAAGCCAAUUACAAUGACUACAUCAUCAACAACAACAACAACAACAACAACAACAACAACGAAAAAAACAGAGGCACUAAAUUCAACAGCUGUAACAACAACACACAGAGCUAUACCUGAAAAUGUUGCACUUAGAGCUUUCUAUGUGAUUGCCGCUAUAUCGGCUUUGGUUUUAGUAUAUUUUAUUCUUCGUUGGAUUUGUUCUCGGAGACGGAAAAAUAGAACGAGAAGAUAUGGUAUGCUUAAAGAUUCGUCCCGUGGUGAUAUGGAAUUACAUCCGUUAUCUGAAGGAGAUGAUGACGAUGAUGACGAUAUGACAUUGUUUGAUGUCAGCCAACAAAGAAAUCAAAGAAAACGAUAGUAUAUGUUCUUAAUGUGAUCGAAAGCUCGUAAAACAGGCCGGUCUUGCUUUUAUAAAUUACACUUUAUGUCGAGUUUAUUUCUCGUGUGAAUUAUGACUUGAGUCGUACUAAUUUCGCGCGUAAUUAUUUUCGCUCGUUCGCGCAAAGAAGUUUUUUAAUACUCGAAAUUUAACACGGAAAAAAUUAUCACAAAAUGAAGUACAGUGAAGUCUGUCUAAAGCAAGCACUAUUGCUGAGAAAGUUUGGUACAGAUUUCUGCGAGAAAUUUUUUUGUGUGACUUGAAAUCAAACAAUCCGUCCCGAGUAUUAGUGUCCAUCAUAGAGGUCUCCGUCGUAGAGGUCUUCAUGAUCUUUUUAAGUAGCUAUAAACAUCUCUAGGUUUCGUAAAAAAACGCAUCUAUAUUUUGUUUACUAGUUUUCCUUGUUUUUGUGUGGAGAUUUAAACUUUUAAUUUUUAAAUAAUAAGCGCGAAAAACUCAGAUUUGUUGUCAUUUUUUGCAGGAUUUGUAUUUAUGUGUAUAUAUAUUGUUUUAGUCAGGAAAGAUAUUUGCAAAAUA
Molecule: messenger RNA, 1229 nt
Organism: Hydractinia symbiolongicarpus
Lineage: Eukaryota; Metazoa; Cnidaria; Hydrozoa; Anthoathecata; Hydractiniidae
Exons: 4
Coding region: 207-671 (154 amino acids)
Source: RefSeq, a predicted model, not a curated record